UGACCCUUUGCGCAUGCGCGUACGACAACCCCUCAGUGCUAACUGGUGCUAUCACAGUUAGCGUAUAAGGAAGGAACCACAGGCCUCAGUAAAGUCACACUACGCCUAUUUGCUGCAGGUUUGAACAAAGACUUGAAACGCCGAUUUCUCUGAACCUGUCAAAAUGGUCAACGUACACAAAGGAGUUCUUGUUGAAUGUGAUCCUGCCAUGAAACAGUUCCUCCUCUACCUGGAUGAAAAAAUGGCCCUGGGAAAGAAGUUUAUCCUGAAGGACCUUGAUGAUACACACGUCUUUAUCCUGGCAGAGGUGGUUCAGACCCUGCAGGAGAGAGUUGGCGAGUUAAUGGACCAAAACUCAUUUACCAUCACGCAGAAAUAACACUCACCUCAAUAAAAGAAACUAUUUUUGAA
Molecule: messenger RNA, 411 nt
Organism: Labrus mixtus (cuckoo wrasse)
Lineage: Eukaryota; Metazoa; Chordata; Actinopteri; Labriformes; Labridae
Gene: gtf2h5
Product: general transcription factor IIH, polypeptide 5
Exons: 3
Coding region: 164-379 (71 amino acids)
Biological process (GO): transcription initiation at RNA polymerase II promoter; nucleotide-excision repair; nucleotide-excision repair, preincision complex assembly
Cellular component (GO): transcription factor TFIIH holo complex; transcription factor TFIIH core complex
Source: RefSeq, a predicted model, not a curated record